This is a messenger RNA of Salvelinus sp. IW2-2015, 8218 nucleotides long. Its product is annotated as protein TASOR-like. Gene Ontology annotation, biological process: protein localization to heterochromatin; negative regulation of gene expression, epigenetic. Lineage: Eukaryota; Metazoa; Chordata; Actinopteri; Salmoniformes; Salmonidae. Gene Ontology annotation, cellular component: heterochromatin; nucleoplasm. Gene Ontology annotation, molecular function: chromatin binding. The record is from RefSeq and is a predicted model, not a curated record.
AGCAAGGUAGUCCGUGCGUCGAAAACGUCAGUGAAGCAGCAUGGCGGAGAUGUGGUUGGAGAGUCUGCGCUCUGAGUGUGUGGGGAAAUAACACUCUCAGCCGAUUUAACAAGAAAGAUCAGUGUCUAUUGCAUUUUUUGUCAAAUAAGUGUUUAUCUAAGAUGGAGAGCCACAGUGGUGGCAGCGUCCCUGCAUCGAAAUACAGCUCAGUGAAAUAUUACAUCCCACCCGAGAGUUACGUUACACCAAGUCAAGAUGGCGAGCAUUCUGGUACCGAGCAAGCUGGUGGUACCGAGACUAGACCGAGAGCUGGAGUGUCUUCUACGCAAUAUAUUCCAAAAGCGGGGGACCGCUUGAACUUUCAAAUACCGAGAAAGAACAAAGAAAAGAGAGCCUUGUUCCAAUAUGUGUCGUCAGAGUCCCGGGAGUUUGAAGACAUCUUGACCAUCCUGUCAUCCAACUACAGAGAAGCCAGCUCCAACGGGAUGUUCAUGUACACCAAGCCAAGACUGGUCCACAGCGAGCUGCUGGAGAAGGACUUUGUAGAGAAAAGGAGAGAGCUGAAGCAGGAUGGGAGGACGGAGAAGGAACUGGAGGAGACCCACUGUUUCCUGAUGGCUGACACCACCAAGCUGCCAUGGAUCUGUGAGAAGGGCCUGCUUGUGGGGCACAGCUGGAUCACAGCUCUGGGGAACCCCGCCAAGGGUGUUUAUCUGUCUAAAAACUCAGACCUACUGCAGAUCAAUCCUUUUAACCCUGGAGUCAUGGGAGAGAUCGUCAUAUUCAAGGUCAUCAAGGGUAAAGUGAAGAGCAUCUAUGAGAACAUGUCAAAGAACCUUCUGGACCCCACUCCCAAGUUUGACAGCCAUUUCUCCAAGAACGCCAGCAAAGUGACAUCUCUCACCUCCUAUAGAGCAUACGAACUUACUCAGCAAUACUUCUAUGAGUAUGACUUUGAUGAGCUGAAGCCUCGGCCGAGGCACGUGUGUCCCUAUGCAGUGGUCUCUUUCCAGUUCAAAGGCAAAGAUGCUCCUCUUCAAGCCAAGCCCAUGGCUCCCCUGAGGUCAAACAGCCAAACGUCUGAAGGAAGUACAGGCAGGAGUAAAUACACAGUGUGGAGUGGAGAGUUGGUGAAUGAGGGUAGAACAGUGUCCCUGGUCUCCUUCUGCUCCUUCUCCCCCCCCUUCCUGCCUUUCAAACUGCCUGAGAAGCUGGAGCUGGGUCAGGUGAUGUGUAUAGACCAGGUGAAUCAGAUGAUCCCCUCAGCUCUGUUCUCCUGGAACCUGUACGCAGGCAGCCACGAAGUGUUGAAGAAUGGAACCUACUGCAGUCUGCUGGAGGUAGUGGAGAAGAGCAAGUCAGGUGACCGUCUGGCAGCACUGCUACAAGGCCUGGAGACACAGAGACUGGUGCUUGUCCACGCGUUGGCUGACAAAGGAUUCCUCUUCCUCCUGUCUUCAGUUCAGAUGGCUGCUCCAACUGAAAGAAGAGAUGGGUGGAAAAGAGGCCUUCAAGCACUCUUCGUUUUUCAAGAGUCGAGGGAUGUGACAAAAUACAGUACAAAUUGUCCAGCUACCCAGGAGCCUUUGCAGUCGUCAUUCUCCCGUGACACUGUGAUGCCCAAGCUUAAAAGCUUUGUCCCGGCCCUGCAUCAUGCCCUGGUCAAGGUGCGCUGCAACCCACCUGCUGACCUCUCGGCCGGGGUCGAGCACCAGGCCAGGGACUACCUAAGUGGACUUCAUGAUGGAAAGCUCCGCCACGUUCCCAUGACUGAGUACGACACCAAGCUGGAUGACCGGGGGAAGCUGUUCCCGGCUCCAAAACACCACAAGCUCAACAUGGAGGGCUACCUGCGCUCCUACGUCUACAGCCCUAACCUCUACACCAUGCCCGUGGCCCGAGCCAAGGAGAUGAUGGAGAGUUACUGUGUCGUGCCUGAUGACAUCAGCCCUGUGACUGAUUGGGAGGGUGGUAGAAGGGCCAGCGGGGACAAGCCAGUGGUAGGGUCAGAGGUCAAGCCUAAUGGUCCCACUGCUGCCCAGCCUCCGGCGGUCCAGGUGAACCUCUCUCCGUUUCAGUCUCGCACCGACUCCAACCCUCAGAAGGUGAAGGAGCUGAUCAACUUGAUACUGAAGUGUCGGAAGAAUGCAGAGGGGGAUGUGAGGAAGAGAGGAGAGGCGCAGGGAGGAGCGAAGGAGGGGGCAGGCCUGUUGGACCCCCGUGGGCUGAAGAGGAAGCUGGAGAGGGAGACUGCAGAGAGGACUCUGAAGUACCUGAAAAAGGCCUCACAGGAGAGGGGCAGAGUGGACAGCAGACCAGCUGAAGGGGGCCAGAACCCGUCCUGUCUGUCCUCUCUGAUGCUCCACAGUGUGGGUCUGAGAGAUGUGGACCUGAGGAGAGACGGAUCAGAGGCUGCUGUCAAGUUACUGAAAAUGUUAACCAGCCUGAAGAACGCUGCAGGGCAACAGCCACAGGGUUCUGAGGGCAGAGGGGGAGGGUCAAGAGAGGGGGCGGAGCAAACUGAAGCUCUGCUUUUUGAUAGGAUGAUCAAGCUCGGUCUGCCGCCCAAUCAGGACAUUGACCUGAGGAAACGACCUUCUGGGGGCCUGCAGGACAAGGCUGACUACUUGGAGGAGCAGGCAGCAGGCAGUAUGAGCAGUCUGGAAGGCUUCAGCCCCAGUUCCAAUGGUGAAAUGCCCAGGAGAUCGCACUCGCAAUGUCAGGGGGAGGAGCAGAUUCCAUGGGUCCUCAUCCCCAUUACAGGGCUGAAGUGGAAGAAGUACUGCCAGAGAGAGAAGGACAACCCUCAGGACCCGCGCUUCGUACCCCAGAUCCCCAUGGCAACCAGCAGCUACCCCCACUGUGUUCCGGAGCGAAGGGAAAGAAACGUCACCCCUACCCUAGAGGAGCCCCCAGAGCCUAGCCCCAGUCCUCCCCUAGAGGAGCCCCCAGAGCCCAGCCCCAGUCCUCCCCUAGAGCCCAGUCCSUGUCCCAGUCCCUGUCCCAGUCCCUACCCCAGUCCCUACCCUAGUCCCUGCUCCAGUCCCUACCCCAGUCCCAUAGAGGAUGAUGAGCAAUUAGCUGAAACCCCCUGUGACCCCACAGAAAUAACCAACAACGAAAAGACAACCACAGACGAGACAAACCAGAGCCAACUUCUGGUCCCUGUUACUCCAGAGAGCACCAGCCUCCCAGAGAAAAGCAGCAGCCCAUCUCCCUCCCCUGAGCCAGGGCCAGCUGAAGAACCAACCCAUACUAACCCUAGCCCCAUAGAGGCUGGUCAGGAACAAGCUGAAGGCAGUACAGGAAAAUAUAUACCAACAGUUGUGGCAGCUGAAGACCCAAACACAAUGGAGGUUGAACAGGAGGAGGAGGUUAAAGAGGUAGAGGAACAGGUGAUGGAGGAAGUGAAAGAGGAGAAGGAAGAUGUGAUGGAAGUGGUGGAUGAGGAACCGGUGACAGAGGAAGUGGAGGAGGGAGAUGAGAAGGAUGAGGAAGACCUGGUGGAAGUGCUAGAUGGGGUGGAAGAGCAGCUGGAGGAAGGGGAAUUAGUGGAGGAAGAGAACGAACAUGUGGAGACAGAGUUGAAACAGACAGGGCAGGUGUCACCCAGACCAUCCUCCUCCAUUCCUCCCAUCCAGAAUCCUCCUCCCAUUCAAAAUCCUCCUGUCCAGAGAGCCGUUCUGACCGGAGUGGAAAGUAUCCUGGACCAGCAGUUCAGUGACUUCUCCACAGAGAUGCAGAUCCUCCUGCUCAGAGAGAGUGUCCACUACAGCUCAUCGCUUCUCCAUACCCAGAAUGCUUCACAGCAGCUCCCGGUGCAUCCGCUCCUGCACUUCUCAGAGUACGUCUCCUUCUACAACUCGUCGCCUCCCAUGCARGCCUACGUCACCUCGCUCCGAGACCGCAUGGGCACCAUCAUAGACGUACAGGACCAAUGGAUUCCCAGCACGUUAGCCACCCACCCUGCCCUGGUCUCAUCUAUCACUAACCGCCACCAUGCUAACCACUCUCCUCCUACCACUACAUACUGGAACCAUUCUUUCUGUGGCCCUGUGUCUCAGCCUGUCCCCAGCCACCGCUCUCUCCUGCCCCUGCUCCUGGCCUUGCUGUGUCUCAGUCUGUCCCCAGCCACCGCUUCUCUCCUGCUCCUGGCCUUGCUGUGUCUCAGUCUGUCCCAGCCACCGCUUCUCUCCUGCUCCUGGCCUUGCUGUGUCUCAGUCUGUCCCCAGCCACCGCUUCUCCCCUGCAUCUGGCUUGCUGUGUCUCAGCCUGUCCCCAGCCACCGCCUCUCUCCUGCCCCUGCUCCUGGCCUUGCUGUGUCUCAGCCUGUCCCCAGCCACCGCUUCUCUCCUGCUCCUGGCCUUGCUGUGUCUCAGCCUGUACCCAGCCACCGCCUCUCUCCUGCCCCUGCUCCUGGCCUUGCUGUGUCUCAGUCUGUCCCAAAUCGUCUCUCUCCUGCUCCUGGCCUUAGCCUUGCUGUGUCUCAGUCUGUCCCCAGCCACCGCUUCUCUCCUGCUCCUGGCCUUGCUGUGUCUCAGUCUGUCCCCAGCCACCGCUUCUCUCCUGCUCCUGGCCUUGCUGUGUCUCAGUCUGUCCCAAGUCGUCACUCUCCUGGCCUGUUUGCCCCUGGUCCUGAUAGCUCAAACUCUUACAGUUCUCUACCUGUGUCUCAUUUUAAUAGUAAUAAUAAUAAUAGCACAAUGAUUCCCUCUUCAUCGUUUCCCGGCACGGCCUAUUCUCCUACUCUCUACAACAACCCACCCCAGACACAGACGGGACUACCUCAACUCAGCUCCAGUCUAGCCCCCCUGCCCCUCCAACCACUGGACAGUCAAUGGACAACUUCAACACAGAACCCUGACUCAGGCGGGAGACUGGGAACCUGCAAGCCAAGUGAUAUGUCAAAAGCAAAUAAGUGGACAACCACAACACAGAACACUGAGUUGGAUGUCCGAGGGCUACGAGCAAAGUGCACGCCGCAAACAAGUGCCAUGUUUGAAUCAAAAGACGAUGUCGUAAUGGUGGAUCAGCCGGUUUCAGCAGACACCGUGGAGGCUCCACCUCCUCCUCACACUCAGAUGAUUGACAGUUUGUCAGGGGUGGGCGGGCCAGUGGUAGAGCCUGUCCCAGGGCCAGGUCCCGCCUCCCCAUCAGCCAUCAGUAGUCUGAUCAGCCAGCUGAAGCCUGAGUUGUUCAGUAACCUGGUGGAGAUUAUAAAGGAUGUCCAGAAGAAUUCUGUCCAGUUCUACAUCCACACACAGGAGAGGGAGAGGGAGGUCUCCCAUCACAUCAAGGAGUACCUCCAGAGGUUGGGUAACGUAGAACGCAGUCCUGUGAGUUUCCUGGAGAGAGAGAACCGGAUGGACAAACUAAUGGUUCUCAUCCAGAACAAGGACAUUGCAGCGCACAUUCACAAGAUCCCGGCGCUGGUGCGGUUGAAGAGGCAGCCGUCGGUGAUCUUCGCUGGWGUAGACAGUCUGGACGAUGUGAAGAACCACACCUACAACGAGCUGUUUGUCUCUGGGGGAUUCGUUGUCUCAGACGAGUUUGUCCUCAACCCUGACUACAUCACGCACGAGCGUCUGCGGGUGAUUCUGAUGUUCCUGGACCAACAGAACUCAGCAGAGAGCCUGUGGAGGUGGAGGGUCCACUGGAAGACCCAGAAGAAACUCAAGGAACAGUCCAGGUUUAAAAGUGAAGCCAGGAAGAUCUUGAACCUACUGACCACGUACCAGAAGAAAAACAUUGUGGAGUUCCUGCCAUACCAUGAGUGUGACGCUCCAUCUCGCCCCGCCCCCGAUCUGGACUGUCUUCUCAAGCUGCAGGCACAGCACAUUCAGCAACGACACAUCAUCUUCCUCACAGAGAGCCACUUCGAGAUGUUUUCCCACUACUCCAGUACUGGCAUCGUCAUCGCCAACAUCAACGACAUCAUGCACAAUUUCGGUGGCCUAGUUGGUUUCCAUGACAUCAGAGACAAGCGGUCUACCUCAGUAGACCUCAUAGCUGGAGCUACCACAGUCCGAGAGGAAAAGCGUGUGCUGGAGGAACCGAUCCUUCUGGACUCCCCCUCCUCCCCAGAUCGCCUGGUGGACCGCCUGUCCACUCCGCUGAACGAGGACGACUUCCUUCCUCCCCUUCCCGACCAGCUUGUUCCUGACGCGGGGACACCCAUGGAGCUCAACUUCCAGGCCCUGAAGGAAGCCAUCUCUCAGUUCAAGGCUGAUAAGGCUGCUCGCUCACAGAUGGCACCUCCAGAGGUGGAUGGGGAGAGACCAGAGUCCCCACCAGGACCAAGGAUUCCUGGCCUGGGUACAGACUCACCAGGGGGUCUAGGGGACUCUGGAGUUGGUUUCCUCACGCCUGGUCUCCUCACUCAUACCCCUGGUUUCACCCCUUCCCCUGUCUCUCUCCUUGGUCCUGUCCCUCUCCGCUCCAGCCAGUCCCCUGCUGGGAUCCAGAAGGAAGUGGGACUGACCCCCACACGGCAGGCUAAAGAAGCUACCCUCUCCUCCCUCCACUCUAAGCUGGGUCUGAGUGUAACUGGUGGUGCUGAGGUAACCAGUGACAUGUCUUUGUGUGGCUCCCAGGGCAGACUGAACGCUUUCAGCAGCCACCAGGGUCCUCUAGCUGGCAUUGUCACUGAGGGCCAUGGGGAGUCAGGGGCCACACCCAGCAACACUAACGACCCCCCAGGUCCUGAGCCUCCAAGGUCCCAGGGGGAGAACACUAAACCCAGCCCAGUAGAAGGCAGCCUCCAGGGGGGAGGAGGAAUGACUGACAAAGCCCCUAGCAGCCCCCUCCCUGGUCCUCCGGGUCCCAGGGCAGCAGCCCCCCGGCCAGUUGGUGGUGGGGAUUACAUAGCGGCAGCUACAGACAGACUGGCACAGGCAGCCAGACAGCAGCAGAGAAACGGCUUGUUACCCAUGCCGAAUACACUGUUCCUUAACAGUAACCUCAAUCUGCACAACCAUGGCAUGAGCAUAUUCCAACGGCCCAUGUUGAAUAGGCUGGAAGGACCUGCAGGACAGGGGGGUAUUAGACCAUUGAUGCCUAAUGCCAUUGGCUGGGCUAGGAUGGGCCAGGCAGGGGUGUCAGAGUCCUGUCUAUGGGGCCUUCAGCAGCAAAACAUGGGGCUGGGGCGCCACACCUUCCCUCCACGACUGAUGGGGAACCCUCAUCACCCCUGGGGUAGUAACCAGACUGCUAACCAGGGGCGUGGGAAUGGCCCUUGGAAGCGGUGACGAACGGUCUAGUGAACAAACACGAGUUAUGUUCAGUAGGUAUCAACCUGAAAACACUGAGUGAAACAGGGAGGAUAUACCUGGAUGUUCAUUUUUGUUUUCUGCUGUGCCCCAAUGGAUAGAGAGCAACGACUACCUACUUGACCGAGAGUCAAAUCUGUUUUACACAUUACAUUUCUUACUGAACCCUCCUGUCCCCACUAGUGAAUCUUCAUUUAUGAUCCUAAAGCAGCACUUCACUUGACAGGAAAUCACUUUUUCCCCCCACCAGAUGGUAAAGCCAGCUGUGGCCUGGCUGGUGCUACCUGCUGAUGAUACUACUACUCACUAACCUGUCAGAUCUUGUCAAACCAAACAAUUAUAUUUGUAUUUUCUAGGAAAAACUUUUUGUUAUUUUACUUGUUUGUUUAGGGGCUGUAUUCAAUCAGAUCCGCUUUAGCCGACAUCUGCGUAGCGGUUGUUUCGGCGGUGUCGGAGAKGGAACAGCAGAGCUGUCAAAUCCACUAGCGGCUCCUGGCAUUAUACCUAGUGGACAUUACCGUUGGCUGAACGGUGUUGCAUUAAGUUUGAACAGUGAGAUGUAGUCUACAUUAUAUGUCCGUUAGAUGAUAGAGACCCUCAUUAUUUAGUUUCAGGAUUGUUCAAUUAGAGCCUCAUUAUUUCUAUAUAGCCUACACUUCCUCAUUCUGAACUUCUAAUGGGAGUGGCCCAGGUGUGGCUGAGUGACAAUUAUCGCAAGAGCAGCUGCUCACCRAUUUGAUGCCUCAGUUUGACCUUCAACACCACCAAAACCAUCCGCUAUGCUACGCUUGAUCUGAUUGAAUCUAGGCCCAAGUUAAUAUCCUUGUACCUUUUUUGGUUUUGUAAAGAAGUAUACUGUAGCCAUGUGGCCUUGUACAGAAAAMCAGUGGUUUUAUCUUAAUGUUAUUUUGUACAACUUUGUUUGUAUUAAAACAUGCUUGUCAAAACUA